UGAUCAAUUGUAAUUUUUCAUGCAGUAUUUUGAAAAGUAGUUCAAAUUUUAAAACUUAAUGAUGAAGUUUGCCAUCGAAUCAGUAUCAAAAUGUUGUUCAGCUCGCUUAGGUAGCUUAAGCACGAAAAAUGCAUUUUCGAAUGUGACGCUCCCAACACCGGGACUGGUGCUGCACACGAAGGGCGGCAGUGUACCGUAUCUAUCGAAAGAGGUGCUUCAUUAUUUGACUACGGAACCGCAGGUGAUGCUGUACUCCCUCACCAAUACAGAUCACAUGGAGGAAGCUGUCCGUGCCUGUGGUGAUGGCAUUGCCAGUUUCGUUGGUCAAAAGGAAUCUAUAUCCAUGCUGGUCUUGACUGAUCCUGCUGAGCUUUGUAAACCCAACUUUCACGAGAAGGACUUAGUCCCUAUCUUUAGUCGAAGUGGACGGAAAAACUUCACAUCCGAACGAUACAUGCAACUAGUGGAGGCUUUCAAGCCAGACAUUUAUGUUCCGUUGUUUGAUGGCGACACCGAUAGCGAGAGUUCGAAGAAGCGUUUGCAAAAGUCUCUGGAUAGAACUGAAAAAUUCAUAGAACAGUGUCUAGAGGUGCACCGGAAAUCGGAAAGCUUGAAACAGUCGGGUUUGAUUGGACCUGUUAUGGGAGGAUUCGAUUUGAAGCUGCGGAUGAAGGCGACUGAGUUUCUGAAUCAAUUUAAAAAUGAUUUCAGCGGAUACCUAAUAGCAGGGUUGCAUUCCAAUGGUUUAUCAGCUACUGAACUGAACGAAUGUAGCCUUUUGGAGGUAGUGGCGCAAGUAUGCCCGCAACUGCCAGCAGAGAAAACCAGAUUUAUGCUUGGCGCAUUUAGCCCAUUAAUCAUUCUAAGGCUGGUUGCUUUGGGAGUUGACGUGUUCGACACGAGUUAUCCUUAUUUGAAAUCGCAACAGAACCGUGCAUUGGUUUUCAGUUAUGACAUCACUGAGGAAGAUGUCGAAAACCGUGAGAUUGAACUGGAUAUGAAAGACCCUAGGUGGGCGGAAGAUUUUACAGGAUUCAACAAAUCUUGCACGUGUUUGGCAUGUGCUAAACAUACGAAAGCUUACACGCACCAUCUGUACAAUACACACGAAAUGUUGGGUCCGAUUCUAUUGAUGUUGCACAACAUACACCAUUAUUUUGAAUUUUUCAAAGCCAUUCGGAAACACGUCCAUGAGGAUAACAUCGAAGAGCUGAUUGAUCAUUUGAAGAAACAGAAGGAUUCUGCUCCGUUCGACGAAAAGACAGGAAUGGCCAAAUCAGAUCUAAUUAGUUCUGAAGAUAACGUAACCAAGAAAUUAAAAAUUUCUUAAUUUGCAAAGUAGACUAACGCAUAGUUCAACUGUUUUUUACCUAACGCUCCUAGAUAUGCAACCAACUU
Messenger RNA from Ochlerotatus camptorhynchus, 1398 nucleotides. RefSeq names its product queuine tRNA-ribosyltransferase accessory subunit 2. Lineage: Eukaryota; Metazoa; Arthropoda; Insecta; Diptera; Culicidae. The coding region runs from base 59 to 1330 and encodes 423 amino acids. Gene Ontology annotation, molecular function: tRNA-guanosine(34) queuine transglycosylase activity. The transcript is spliced from 3 exons. The record is from RefSeq and is a predicted model, not a curated record.